Molecule: messenger RNA, 759 nt
Organism: Kuraishia capsulata CBS 1993
Lineage: Eukaryota; Fungi; Ascomycota; Pichiomycetes; Pichiales; Pichiaceae
Exons: 2
Coding region: 1-759 (252 amino acids)
Biological process (GO): rRNA processing
Cellular component (GO): preribosome, large subunit precursor; preribosome, small subunit precursor; nucleus
Source: RefSeq, a predicted model, not a curated record
AUGUCGAAUAUCCAGACGUCAAAGUUUGUCAAGAGCUUGGCCUCCAACCACCGCAAGGAAAGAGAGAAGGCUCUCGAAUCGCUUAAGCUGUUCAUCUCCAAGUCGAACAGGCUUUCGGAUCUGGAGUAUCAAAAACUAUGGAAGGGGCUUUUCUACACAAUGUGGUUCAGUGACAAGCCUAGGCCCCAACAGAGGCUUGCGAGAGACCUGGGCGAGCUGUUCCUCCUGUUCGAAGACCCUGCCAAGUUUGCGAAGUUCACAGCCGCCUUUUGGCACGUAAUCUGCAGAGAAUGGGUAGAUAUUGACCAGUGGAGAAUUGACAAGUUCUACAUGCUUGUGAGACAGGUUUUGCGGAACUGUUUGGUGAAGGCUGGCGAUUCCGCAUUUUGCGCCGCAUUGGUGGAGGUUCUGAAGGAGGGACCUUUAAAGGAGGAUGAUCGUGUUCCAAAGGCAAUCCCAUACCAUCUGUGUGAUAUCUACCUUGAUGAGCUUGAGAGUGCCAUUUUUCCUGAUCCAGAGGAAGAGGAAGAGAGGAGCGCACUCCUCGAGGGUUGGGAUGUCAAAGCCUUGUUGGACCCUUUUGUGGAGCUCAAGGAGAAGAGUAAACUCAAGACAUUGCGUGAGAUGAUUGCCACAACAGUACUGUCGGAUUCAAGACUGGUGGAAUGGGGGGUUGUUGAGGCUGAGCCUGAAGAGCAGGAAGAGGAAGAGGGCGAGAGCGACGACGAGAGCGACGACGAGUGGGCGGGAUUUGCAUAA